Messenger RNA from Pseudomassariella vexata, 3152 nucleotides. RefSeq lists its product as uncharacterized. The coding region runs from base 283 to 3033 and encodes 916 amino acids. NCBI's taxonomy places the organism in Eukaryota, Fungi, Ascomycota, Sordariomycetes, Amphisphaeriales, Pseudomassariaceae. The transcript has 2 exons. The record is from RefSeq and is a predicted model, not a curated record.
GUCUGAAAAUGAAUAUUUUCCCAGGAUCGCCGAUAGGGGGUGGGGGAUGUUCGAGCCCCUAACGGUCUACCUCCAUAAUCCUGCUGUUCAGCCGCUACAGAGUCUGGAUGCAACCAAGAAAAUGAGGCUCUGAAGUCGUUCUGGAACUUUAUAAUAAGCCCUGGGUCUUCGGGAACUGAUGAUCAGCUGGACGUAUCAUCCAAGAAGAAAAACAGAUGAUCUCGACAUCAGACCUUGCUACUUUAGUGUUUGAUCCAUAUAUCCGAGACCUCCCUUGCGCCCAUGGAGCACAUCGCAGUUAAUCAUGGGGCAUCUAUCGAAGCCUGGGUGCGAGUACAGUGCCAAACAGAUCUCCUGAAGGGACAGCUCAGUCCACCUGAGAAUUUCGAGGAGUUCUACUCCUUCCCAGAGAACUGUGGCUGGAAAGUUGGCAACGACUUCAAGAUUCAGCCAUUGGGCAAGGGAAAGCAGACAAACCUCGCUGUGUUCCUGCAAGGCUGGCUGUUCUUUGGACUGGCAUUCACUGUUGUUCAAGAAGGAGGGAAACCAAAUAUGGGCCUCAAAGACUUGACCACUUCGACAUAUUUGUCUACCAGGUGUCUCAACAAGAAGCUCGAUGCUUGGUCGACCUGGGAAAAGAAGAACCUCGAUGGACUGAAAUUCCGCAUGAUUCAAGUUGGAUGGGCCCUUGACCUUGCACGCCAGGUGCUACGCAAGAACUGUGCCUACAUUAAUGAUAGAGUUGAAUACGAUGAUGACAUUGAGGACCCGCUACACAUCGACGACAAGCACGCAUUGGUGCUCAUGUGUCUCGGCGAAACUUUAUCCGAGGCCAAAGCCAAUAUCAUGGCAUCACAGGGAGCCAGAGUCAAGUUAGACGGAUGGCAUGCUGAUGAUCAUGCUGGAUGGGGGCCUCCAAGAUUCGUUUUCCAGGCGAUGACGAAGGAUGGAUGGUGCCGGCGGGCCAUGCAACUUCUCAAAGGCCAGUUAAGCUCAAAUGCAACCAUGCUGAUCGCAGCAUACUACGCAUAUCAUGGCUCCUCACGCAUGGAUGAGAAUCACGAAAAGUGCACUGCAGAGGAGUGCAGGUUCAACCCCAAGGACUAUACAAAACACAUUCUGACAUGCACAAACUGCGACCCGUUAGGACCAUCCCAGGAAGCGAUCAUGCAGAUCCUGGAAGAGGACGGUGACGACAUUCCGCUGCUUCAUUUCCGCAAAGACCCUUUCCGCCUUGAAGUCGUACGGUUCCGGCCCAAAGAGGACGAUGACAAAAUCGACUUUGUCGCAAUAUCGCAUGUAUGGUCAGACGGAUGGGGCAACGAAGACAAGAAUGAGCUGUACACUUGUCAGUUACAAUUCAUACAAAGGCAAAUUCAGAGAGCAAUUGGCCCCGAAACGUCAGACGUUCCAUUUUGGAUGGACACACUCAUCGUGCCAGUCGGCCCCUCUGUCAAACAACACCUCAAAAGAAAGGCCAUCCGGCAAAUAUUUGAAGUGUUUGAGAAAUCGAAAUACACUAUCGUUCUGGACAACGGAUUGAAAGCCAUGAAUAGGGGAAAGCCAGACAAUCCUGCUGAAGCUGCCAUGAGAAUUCUGUCCAGCGUGUGGAUGCGGCGACUGUGGACACUUCAAGAAGCAUAUUUGAGUCGCCAAAUACUAAUUCCAUUUGAGGAAGGCGAGAAGAACACGAACAAUCUGGUAGCGCUCGACGCUCUCGAGGGGGAGCUGCGCAGGGUCACUGAGGGCCCCACGUCAGGCGUCAUCAGACUGAUUAAGGACCACUUGUCCCAUAUCAUGAUGGGAGAAGAGCGUCAGUACAGAAAGAACGGACUAGGCGACUUUCUGAAGAAGAACCCUGCCAAUGCUGCUACUGUUGUGGCCAAUGCAUGGCGUGCAGCCCGAUGGAGAUCUACCAGCAAGGCAGAACACGAAGUGCUGGCGCUAGCUACACUUUUGAAUCUCAACUACAAAAACACAGAGAUCGAAAACGCUGGACUGAUCGAUCCUAGCCAAGGCAAGGGGCGAAGAGUCCCGGACGGACUAGAGAAACUGGCGGUGGAAUUUUGGAACUUGGUCCAACAGCAGUAUAAUGGAUCCAUUCCAUCAGGAAUGAUAUUCCUACCAGGCGAGAAGCUAAACUGCAAGGGAUUCGGCUGGGCUCCGAAAACCUGGCUGUCUGCACACGAAAUCAACUAUCCGGACCCUCUGAAAGUUUGGAAGCAGGCUACUGUUUUGGACAGGGCCAAUGGGCUCAAGGUCCAGUAUCCUGGCUUCCUUCUAUAUCCUGACUCAACCAAGACUCGUGGACAUAUACUUGGAACUACAGUAAAAACAGAUUUCAAAGGGCGGGAGGCCAAGUUCUCCUUCCCAGUCGACCGCAGUCUCAACGAAUGGUAUAGCUUCAAGCCGGCGGACGAGAGAAACAGCGACCAGCUUGACAGAUUACAAGCGGCAGAAUCAACACUUGCCAUAAUCCUGUCGGGACCACAGCCGAGAGAGUGGCCAAGGGAGAUUGCCCUGCUUGUUGAGGUUGUAGGUGAAAAUUCCGAAGCCCAAGGCGGCCGGGAAACCUUGGUGUACCACACGCACAUCAUUCGUCGAGUCCUGAUCUGGAGGGAGGCAAGCUACCUGAACACUGACAGGGAAAGAUUGAGAUGUAAGUCAGGGGUCUUCCAGGACUCUGGUGAGCGGAAUGUGUGUCUUGGGGAGAUGCUUGGACCUACGCAGUCAUGGUGGGUCGACGGAUAUGUUACCAAGCCGAAUCUCCCAAUGGAAGAGGACAUGACGGAUAUGAAUGACCAAGAAGACCUUAGUGAUAUGUCUAGAAAGCACCAGAUGGUUUACAACCAGCGAUCAAACAUCGUAAUGAGUCUACUGGGGUGGGUAACCUGGCCAAGGCAAGAUGCAACUCCACAGUCGAUGCCGAAUCGCGAGUUGGAGGAAGUGCCCCAACACGAAUGGACGACGCCGUCUGUUAUAAUGUCAGGAACCGCUAUAGGGAGGAGACUGUAUCAUACGCUCACCAUGUAGACAGAUGCACGAGUUGACAAGUUGGUAAAUCUUUUGCUGGUAAACUUCCAAAUUCCCAUACUCAUCCUCAUUUUGGAUUCAUCAUACCUUGAUGACGUAGCUCGGAGCUAGUUAUAAAC